Molecule: messenger RNA, 977 nt
Organism: Cetraspora pellucida
Lineage: Eukaryota; Fungi; Glomeromycota; Glomeromycetes; Diversisporales; Gigasporaceae
Source: the annotation of a GenBank genome assembly
AUGUGGUUUGUAAAAGAAAAUGAAAAUAAAACAUCUAAAGGAUAUUACUUCACAAUGUGCUCUUUUUGUAAUCAUUACUGGGUUACUGCUAAACCGAGUAAACUUAAAACACAUCUUGCCUAUGAAUGUCAAAAAGUUGAUUCAGAUACUAGAAUUAAAGUUCUAGUAUUAUUAACAAAUGAUGAAUCAGAUAAUGAUACAGCUUCAACAUCAACUGCAACAAGUAAAAAACGAAAAUUAGAAUAUAGCAUUAAUAUUGAUAGUGAAUAUGAAAAUGUUCCUACUUUAUUGAAUAAGGAAGCUCAAAUUAACAAAAUAUUACUAAAAAUGAUUGUGUGUUGUAAUUUACCAUUUGCUCUUGUUGAGCAUCCAUUUUUUCAAGAAUAUAUCAAAGCCUUACUUAGGCAAAUUCUUGAUCAAGAAGAUAAUCUUACAAUCGCAUUCGAUGGAUGGACCAACCUUAUAGGCCAAUCUAUUUAUGAUUAUUGUAUAAUCACUGAAGAACAUAAAGAAUAUCUUUGGUCUUCAAACAAUUAUUCCAAUAUUUUUCAUCACACAGGUGAAUUCCUUGAUGAAGAAAUUAUUAAAGUCGUCGAAGAUAUUAGUCCUGAAAAAAUAGCUGCAAUUAAGUUACAAACACUGGCACUUCAUCUUUUUGCAAUAACUCCACAUAGUGCUUCUUGUAAGCAUUUUUUCUCAGUUCUGGGUUGGUUUUAUAAUCAAAGACAUACUAAUUUGACUACAGAAUGGGUAGAAACAAUGUGCAAAUUGCAUACAUUUUAUAUUACUAAUGCUAAACAAGAAUUAUCUUGUUAUGCAAUUGAUUUAUCUGAAAAUUUAUUGCAUAAUCAAUUAAUAGAAUCAGUUAUUACGAUUAAUAAUGAAACUGAUGAAAUUACUGAUUACAAUGUAGAUAAUAUUAGUACAGAAAUUAAUAAUGAAACUAAUGAAAUUAUUAAUUUUGAUAUAUCCAAGAU